Molecule: messenger RNA, 9706 nt
Organism: Ictalurus punctatus (channel catfish)
Lineage: Eukaryota; Metazoa; Chordata; Actinopteri; Siluriformes; Ictaluridae
Gene: map3k12
Product: mitogen-activated protein kinase kinase kinase 12
Exons: 14
Coding region: 489-3203 (904 amino acids)
Biological process (GO): JNK cascade; protein autophosphorylation
Molecular function (GO): ATP binding; JUN kinase kinase kinase activity
Source: RefSeq, a predicted model, not a curated record
GUGAAUAGUAAUCGGACUGUUUUUAUUUGUAAGGAAAACCUGGCAACCCUGAAGACUAGUAAAAUUUCAGCGCUGUUCGGAUUGAGGCACCAUUUUGGCUCGAGCGUCAUUGCGCCCCCUCGCGGGAGUGACGCGUGACUCGGAGGCGUGACGUCAGCUUCAGCACCGGACAGCUCAUUCCCCCUUUCUCCUCAGCUUGAUCGACGAGGCCCGUUUGCCCGAUGGGACUCGUUCUGAAUCGGCUGGACUCACGCGGGCUCCUUAGAAAACAAGGAGAGAAGGCGAGUGGAGAGGACGCGCAGAGAGAAACGACGCUGCAGCCGGAAUCCGAGGAGAAAAAAAAUCUGAUCCCACCCCUCACUUGACAACGCGACAACACCAAGCUCGUGCGAUACGGUAUUUUGACAUUAAACAUCAGUGUUUCAGCCCUUUCAUUUGAACAUUAAGGGCUCCAGAUCUUGGGGUUUCUUAGAUGAGUGUAGCCGCCCAUGGCUUGUGUCCAUGAGCAGUGUCCCUCCCCCUCCCUUUCGGGAUUCAGUACCCCAAUUUCUGAUGCUCCAUUUCGCCGGCCAGACUCUGAUGUGGCUGCAUGUACCCCGGAUACCGAACUGACCCCCACACAGUGUGUUCUGCGCAACGUAUUGUCUAUUGAUCCUGUCGGGGAUGGGACCCACACACGGGGCAACACCCCAACUCCUAGUGAUGACCCUGCACAGUUCUCCAACAGUGUGCUGAAGCUGCACGAAGGUGGAGCUGAAGGGGGAGCAAUGCGCAACCAGUCGGAGAGCUUUAGGCUGCAGGCAGGUGGAGGAGGCUUUCUGGAGGGACUGUUUGGUUGCCUGAAGCCGGUGUGGACCAUGAUUGGCAAAGCAUACUCUACUGAAAACAAGCAGACCCAGGAAGAGUCCUGGGAGGUGCCUUUUGAGGAGAUCUCAGAACUACAGUGGGUGGGCAGUGGGGCUCAAGGAGCAGUGUUCCUGGGCAAGUUCCAUGGCGAAGAGGUGGCUGUGAAGAAAGUGAGAGACAUCAAAGAAACCGAGAUCAAACACCUUCGUAAGCUCAAGCACCCCAACAUCAUCACAUUCAAGGGUGUGUGCACACAAGCUCCAUGUUACUGCAUAAUCAUGGAGUACUGUGCACAGGGGCAGCUGUAUGAGGUUUUGAGAGCAGGGAGAAAGAUCACACCAUCACUGCUCGUUGACUGGGCCAUGGGUAUCGCAGGCGGCAUGAACUACCUUCACCUGCACAAGAUCAUUCACAGAGACCUCAAAUCACCUAAUAUGCUGAUUACCCAUGAUGACCUGGUGAAGAUCUCAGAUUUUGGCACGUCAAAGGAGUUGCGAGAUAAGAGCACAAAAAUGUCCUUUGCCGGCACCGUGGCUUGGAUGGCACCGGAAGUCAUAAGAAAUGAACCCGUCUCAGAGAAAGUGGACAUAUGGUCAUUUGGGGUGGUUCUCUGGGAGAUGCUCACAGGCGAAAUCCCCUACAAAGAUGUGGACUCUUCAGCUAUUAUCUGGGGCGUGGGCAACAACAGCCUGCAACUGCCUCUGCCAGAAAGCUGCCCUGAUGGUUUUAAGAUCCUCUUAAAACAAUGCUGGAAUUGCAAGCCCAGAAAUAGGCCAUCAUUCAGACAGAUUCUGCUACACCUGGAUAUUGCCUCUGCUGAUGUGCUAUCCACCCCACAGGAGACCUACUUCAAAUCACAGGCUGAAUGGCGUGAGGAGGUAAAACAACAUUUUGAGAAGAUAAAGUCUGAGGGAACAUGUCUGCACCGACUGGAUGAGGAGCUCAUUAACCGUCGCCGUGAAGAGCUAAGGCAUGCCCUUGACAUCAGAGAGCAUUAUGAGAGGAAGCUGGAAAGAGCCAACAACCUUUACAUGGAACUGAGUGCUGUCAUGCUACAGCUAGAGCUGAAAGAAAAAGAACUGCUUAGAAGGGAGCAGUGCCUGGAUAAGAAAUAUCCUGGGCUGUUCAAACACCAUUCUUCAAACACAGUGGACAAACUCAUUAAGAAGAGGAAUGUACCCCAAAAGCUUCCUUCGCAUGGCAAGAGACCUGACCUCCUAAGAUCAGAGGUCAUUCUCCCUAAAAUGGACCCUGGUGUGGUGCAAGUGACGGUUCCUUCUUGUGCCAACCGGACGUCCACUUCACCAAGUCGUGCCCGGAGGGUUAAAACACGACAUCGCAGGGGGGGCCGAGGCAGCAGUGGUGAUCUCUCGGGGCCCAAGCACUCCACUGGUACCUCCACCAGAGAGAGAGAAACGCCCACAUUGGGCACUGCAGCACCCAGUGGCACUCCAGAAACUGUUCAGACAGCGAGUACUGCUUCAAGAGGAAGCCAGCUGGAAGCUCCUCCACUAAAACUGUCCUCCUCUAGCCCAGACCUGCUUUGCUCCACCCAUGGAGCUGAGGGCGGAGCCAGUGGUGGGGCUGGCAGUCUGAGUGUGUGUGAAGGGCUUGUUAGCGGAGUCCGAGGUGUGGCAGAAGCCACUGUGGGAUUGGAUGAAACUCCUCCACGAAGCGACACAGCAAGUGAGGACGCAGCUUCACUCCCAUUCUCAAGCAGUCCUGAUUCACCCUGCUGCGCAAGAGGUGUGGCUGUGGGACGGGGACACACUCUAGGGGAGGAAAGGGAGGAAGGAGCCGGGGCAGUACGAUUGCCGAGGGGAGCCAGUGGUAGUCAUUUGACUCCAUCAGCUAUACUUUACAGAGCAGCUAUCACACGCAAGCAGCGUCGUGGUGUGUCUUCAGAGGAAGAGGAGGGAGAAGUAGAUAGUGAAGUGGAACUACCAAGGAGACGACGGCCAACUAGUAUAUCCAAGUGCCAGUCUAUAUCCACCUUCAGCUCAGAGAAUUUGUCUGUCUCUGAUGGAGAGGAAGGCCAUACCACUGACCACUCUCACAGCGGCACACCAGAUGUGGUCAGCACCAAUACCGAUGAGCGGCUGGACGAUCGAAGUGAUGACCUCAUCUCACAGGGCUCUGAGAUCCCUGCUGACAUCACAGACCCUGCAAUCUCAGAGAGGGAGGCUGCUGCUCUUGAACAGGAGAGAGCAAAUUUUGAUCUGGAACAAAACAUUUUAGAGACGCGGGCGUUGUGUGAAGAUUCGGAUUGUGACAGUGCCGAGCUAGACCAGUCGGGGAGUGGAGAACCAAGUCGCCCCCCAAGUGCAGGAGGCUGGGGUCAGGGUCCUCAGAACUAACAAACAUGUGCAUACACAAACACCCAGCCCUGUGCAUUUGUACAUAUUGUAUAUAUGUUCACCACAACACGUACCAGCACACUUCCUUAUUUGUAGUCUCACUGAAACACCUGAUAUUAAAGACAUACACUUUUACACAAACACCAUGAAUUUGCCUAUCUUUGGGCUUGUAACAAACUGGUGAUGCAGAAUCAAUUGAUUAAUGGAGAAAAAAAAGUUAUAUUAGCCACUUUAAGAACAUACUUUUACAAGCUGGUCAUGAUGUCAAUGAGAUUCCAAAGAUCAGGGCCCCAUUCUUUGUACAUGGCUCUCAUAUCAAUAUAAUUUGAAAUAAUUCCCUGAAUAAUUUGAAUUUGGUUACUCAAAGCAAGUUCAAGGUUACAGGUGUUCCUAUCUUUUACUAAUCAGCUCCAACACAUACUCAUAAAGCUUGAAAUAUAUUACAGUCUUACCUGUAGUGUACUUACAUAUACCUAUUAUACUUGAACUCAUUUAUGUCUUCAACAAAAAAUAGGGCUACACACUUUUCCAUAGAUAACGAUUAUGAAAGGUGCUGAUUCUUAUUAUCUGGAGGCUUUAAAACAACACAUACUGUCACCCUCCAGUCUACAUCCAAGCUACAUGUCUAUUCCUGUCUAAUUCAAUAGCGACGUACACGUUCAUUCAAACCGUUACUCUGUGGGGUUGGUGUGGGAAUUGAAGAGAAAUAUGAUGUCUUAUACAGGAGUAGACUUUGGGACUCAUUUAUCAAUCAUUAAUAAAGUUGUGUGUAAAAGUUUUCGUAGGCCAAGCUGAAAAUUCCUGACAGAUAAAAGAAAAGGUUCCCUAGGGCUGAUUUUCUUUUUCUGUUCAUGUGCACAUGUUGAUAAAUGCCAAUCACCCAUAAAUUGCCAGGCUCGUUGAUGGCACAGCUAAUUUACAUUUAGUGAUGUCUACAAAACUCCAUGAAAGGCAAAGUUCACAGAGGGCUGAAUGACAAAAUGAUGGCCAAAUAUUGAAAGUGCACCUCCUUCCAGUAAUGCAGCUCGGCCAAUGCAGUGCAUUGCGUUCCACAGGCACAGACUCACUGACAGUCUUCCUCUUAUCCUAGGGUGCCAUUAUUUUUGUCCUAAUUGAGUGACUUGUCUUAUUUGUCUUAAUUUAUGUAUAAAAUAUAUUAUGUCUUCAUAUAUAUGAUUUUCAUUAAAAGUUAUUAAUAUAAAAGAAACAAGUUUCACAGAUAUUUGUGCAAGUGAAAUAAAUUGGCUAUUUAAACUACAGAGCAUAGUCUGUUUAAAAAAAAAACUCAUGCCAGUUGUAUAAUUUGAAUUGGCUAUUUAAACUACAGAGCAUAGUCUGUUUAAAAAAAACCUCAUGCCAGUUGUAUAAUUUGAAGUAUAUCAGUUGAGGUUCAGAUUAGUGUGCCUCCUUACACAUAAAUUUACACAAACUCAGGAGUUUGUGUAAACUUUACUAGUAUAAAUGUACUUUUGAACAAUUUGCAACUAAAUUGUUUGCAUCUAACUUGAUAAAUGAGGCCCAUUGUUUGCUUAAAUGAAAACUUUCAUCAGAGUGCCUGGCUACUGCACUUCUCUCUUUAAUCCAUGGAUCAGUUGAAGUUAUAUAACUCAGCUGAAGUUAUUCCUAGCAGAAAUAAUUAACUAGUUUAUUUAGCUUUCUAGUUACUAAUACACAAAUUAUUGCGCAAACUCAAAGGUGAUAGUAGCAUCACUUCACAAAUGAACUGUAUUCAUAUGAACACUACAUUUUAACACUAUAUUCACUGAUCUUACAUUUUAGCUUUGUUAAUUUCACCUUUGCCAGUUAAUUAAGAAUUUUCCAAUCAGAAUGUCAGAAUAAUCAAGAAAGUAAACAUACUUGUUUCUUGUGCUAUGGAAAUUGAAUAUUCAGAUACACUUUACUUAAAAUCUAAUAAUCAUGGGGUGCAGGGGUGUGUGUGUGUGUGUGUGUGUGUGUGUGACAGCAGCUGUUCCUAAUGUAUAGUUUUUCCCCCUAUUGAAAGCAAAUUCACAGCCAAAUCUGAUGCUUCAUCCACCAUUUUAUCACGUCAAAACAUGUAAGUCUUAUUUGUAGAACACAUUAACAUGGCUAGCUACUUUGUCGACUAGCUGUUUGAAUCUCACGGCUCAUGUUUUAACAUAAAUAUAGUGGUAUAAUAAAGUUAAAAUGUAGAUAAAGAAGAGAUAUACAGGUCAUCGGUACAAUUUCAGAGCUAGCACUUCGUCACUUCUGCAAUCGCAUGAAAGCAGUAUUUAAGGUUUACAGAUGGCACUAUUUUCCAAAGACACGUUUUCUAACUUGCCUUUGUUAUUGGCAUCUAUAGUUAUUUGAUAGAUAAGGGAAUUAAGGGACAUGUGUGAAAGUUUAAUUUUGAGUCAUAUUUUGCUUAGGACCCCACAAAAACUAGGAUUGGUACUGUUUCCACCACAGGGACAAAGCAAAGCACACUUUAGGGUGCAAGAUUUAGGGAACCUUUUUAUUUUUUCUUGUUCUAAACAUAUACUCUUAAAUGCAUCAGCAGGUAAUGUGAUUUGCGAUCUUUACAUAUUCACAUAGCACCAAAGUUUUUGCAUUUGUUAUUUCUAAAAUGGCAUUCUCUAUCCUGACAGUUUUCUGACUGAUACUGAGUGAGACAGCAUCAGAGAUUUUCACAAUUUAAAAAUUUCGCCCUUGACUUGUCUUUGUGAACUCACGUAAACGUUUAUGUCAAAUGUGACUUCAAAUUUCUUAUAUGAUCCAUGAUUAUAAUAAUAAAAAGCAUGGCUUAUAUGAACAAUCUAUAAAGAAUGGGGCCCAGGAAAAUGCCACGGAAAAUAUACAAAUAUUUAGAACACCUUUUUUAAAAAAAUGUUUUUAAAUAAAAAUAGAAAAUUUGGCAGAUGAGGAUUUGAUUUAUUAAUAACAAGAAGGUAUUGAUAUCUGCCCAACUAACUAAUGAUAGCUGGAAAACAUGGCAAAUCUAAUACAAGAAUGCACAGCAUGAUGACAUUCACCAAACUGGAUCUACAUUUCAUGUAAGUGUCAUUUUAGAAUCUUUAAGGUGGACCUUAGGAGUAACAUUGAAUUAACAUUCAGAUAUUUUUCAUUUUCGUAUUGCCUCCUGACCGUAAGAUUUUUUUUCUCCUUUAAUAGGGACAUGCAAUAUGUACAUUACAGAUAUUCGGAAGAUGACACUUUUAUUUUCUGUACUUCCUGUAAAAAAAAAAAAAAAACAUGCCGUAAAACAAAAAAUUUUUUUUUGGAUGUAUGAAGAUUUUAACUUGAUAGUUUUGAGAGGUAUAAUGAACAAAAUGCAUGAAGUCUGUUUGUAAGCAAUUUAAUUUUGAAUUCAUUGUUUUUAUAAAUUUAAUAGAAAAAGAUUUUUUUUUUUUUUUUAUUUUUUUUUACCUUGAAUGUGUGUAAUAGCCUUGUGUUGCUUGUAGGCACUUUAUAUAAUAGAAUGUUAAUGUCCACUAACUUAUCACCUUCUCAUGACACUAAAAUUAAUGUUUAGUGACAGAUGGGUUUAGGUCAGGAGCAAAGGAUGUAGGUCAAAAAAUGCAGAAUGUUUGUAGCUUUGUAGAAUAUCCUUUGAAUAUCUUUAGAGUCAGCACAACAUAUGGGGACUGUCAUGAGUUUUUCCUUUAGAAAUAAUUCCAGCUCCUGGAGAUGUACCUUCCUACAAAGUUCUUCAGGGUCUUCUGAAGAUGGAGUGAGAGCAGGGGAUUAGGUUUUGGGCUAAAAUGUGUAGGAAGGUAGUCCUUUGGGAGUUGGAUGAUUAACCACUAAUUGUUCAAAAACCACCAUGCACAGUGUGUUCCAUAAAAUGCGACUCCCAGGUCAAAUCAAGAAAAUGUAAACUAAAUAAAGAGCAACUGUGAUUUUAUGAUGCCUGUUAUCCUGGGUCAAAUCAGUCCCAAUCCAUUUUGCCUCUUUUUUUUUUUAAAUGAGAAAUUUCUCCUUGUAGUAACUUUUUCAAACAAAGUGGAUCUCUCUUUUCCAAAUUGGAGCUAUGAUCAACAACAAAAAACAAACAAAAAAAGCCAUGUUGGUCAUUGUCUUAUUUAUCUAUUUGUUUAUUUAUUUAUUUAAUCAGUAUUUUAUUUUUCUAUGUCCACAUUACAUGGGCCUUCCUUUAAAAAAAAUCUUAUUUUCCACAGAUUACUGAGAUACUGUGGAGAUAUCUAAAUGCCCUGACAAGUACUUGAUUUAGACCUGGAUAACUUUGGUUAAAAAAAAAGAGAAAAUCACUGAGUAUAGAUAAUAACUAGACAUCAGGCAAAACUUUAUAUCUACUUCAGGUGGUACGGGUGCUGAACUUAGGUUUGAAGAGAAUCCUUUUUCUCAAGCUUGUUUUAACUCAGUAAUCAUGUUGACCAAUGUACAUAUAUAGCAAAAAAUAUAUAAGUGACAUUAUUGAUGUAAAUGCAGAUAUAUUAAUAAAACACUAUGGGGCAGUUUUCUGGGCACUGGAUAAAUGUAAUCUUAAGAUUUGUGAUUAUGGUCUUAAGCUUUAAUGACAAGGCUUCUCUGCCCCCCCCCAAAAAAACCCACAAUUGUAUAAUGUAAAAUUAUGUAAUAGCUGGCAUUAUGGGAUUCGUUUAUGUUACUUUCCAGUAUCAUUCUGCAAUUUUGUAUAACUGAACUUGAACACUGGCCAAGGGUGAAAGCUCAUACUGAUUACUCAGUGCUAACUUUACUCAGCACUGUACUGUGGAAACAUGAGGUAGACAUAUGGUGCUUGGAAAAUAAAAAAUAAACAUUUUGUUUGACUUCUAGAUAACAAAUAGCUAAGCCAAAGUCUCUGACUAUUUCAUAGCUAUAUGAUGUUUUAAUUGCCAAUGAAUAAAAUUAAGUUGGUUAAAGAUUUUUCAUAUAAAUAACGUGACUAUUAAUAAAAUAUAAAUGACACUAUAGCAAAGAAGUAUGUGGAAUUUUUCAAUUGAGAAUUUUUCAAUUUGUACAAAUUAUCUACACUGUCUACUAUUCUAUAGAAAGUGACUGUAUGUGCUUUCACCCAUGGCUUUGGUUUCUCUAAAGAGACAAUCUGAAGACCACACUUUCUUCCUUUUUUUUGUUUCAUCUCAUUGAAUAAAGAUGUAAAAGAGCCAAAAUCAAGAACAAACCCCUAAACCGUUGUUUAAGGUUCCUGUCUGUAAAUAUGGCACAAUAUGCAAUGUUCUGACAUACAACCAUCCCAAAUCUGCAAAAGAGGUUUUAAUAGAGAGCUGGAAGAAUCAGAAGAGUCAGAAAAUAUGGCACUACUAUACAAAAAAGUAGACUGAGGCUACCUACCUCCCCCUUUUUGCUCUUUAUAUGGCAGGAUGUAAUGCCCAAAUGAGAUGCACUUUCUUUUCUCUACCUGAUCCAUCAGAUUGACUUGUUGAAACUCACUGCAAUCAUGCAGUCAUAUGUGGAAACGACUGACUCAGUAUAUGAAUGUGCAAAAUUCAAGCAGUCUGGUUCUAUGUGAUUUCCUUUCCUUUACACUUUAAGAAAAGGUUAGAUCAUUAGAUUUGUAAAAACAAAUCUAAAUGUAGACUCAGCUAUCAACAUCAGACUCGUUUUCAUGAAAAGGCACUGAUCCUAAAUUUAAAGUCCGUCUGCCUGUACGUAGUUUACCUCUGCAGAAAAUCCGGCGAUUCUGGCAAGUCAGACCUUUAAUGACGGGAGACAUAUUUACAUCUUUAGAUAUAUAUUUGUUUUUGACUGCUUUGCAUUAAUGUAUUCAAUCUAUCAGGGGACAUUGUGUUUUCUUCCAUUUGAAGGAUGGCAGUGGACUCUUUUCACUCAUCCUUCAUGUUUCCAAUCCAGUGAUUAUUUAUUUAUUUAUUUAUUUUGAUAUCGGAGUAUAUCACGUCACAUAGCAGUACUGAUAUAUGUUAUAUAGAAAUGUGGAAGCUCAAGUUAAAUGAUCUUAGCUCAGUUGUCUAGACCAAUAUAUGUUUUAGGCUUCUACUCUGGGAAUGCAAGUCAUGUUCACAAAAUGAAUUAUUGGGUUGUUUUGGGUGCGUAAUUGUGGGAUGUCUUUUGGAGGAGGUGCAUUAAAAACUCAAAUUAUGUCCUCUGACAGAAUAUAAAUGUAACUAUUGUUCAAAAUAUAUUUAAAUAAAUUAUGAUGGUGAUCAAAAUAAAAACCUUUACUAGACCAUACUAAGUUUUGUUUGCUGUUUAUGUUGCCAAUAUGUGCCUAAUACACAUUUGGUACCCACUCAAUUAAGAGAUCACAGAAUAACAUGCCUUACCACUUUUAUGUAAUAACUGAAGAUUAAGUAUGCAACUAUAGUUCUGUGACUGACUGGCAGACAACCAAGGCACUUUACUUUAUAACUACAUAAUAGUCAUCACAGGGGCUAAUAACAUACCAUAAUAUAUUGUUAUUUUAUUGAUGAUGAGAAUUACUCAAGGUUCUCAUACUGUUCCCACUUGAAAAUAAAUAUUAAAACACACUAAAGCUAAGUAGGGUUGAGCCUGACUAGUACCUGGAUGGGAGACCUCCUGAGGAAAACUAAGGUUGCUGCUGG